UCUUCUCUCCAUUUUCUCGUUUCAUUCCCAAACAGAGAGAAAAAUGCCUUCUUCUCUCCUCCUCCACCUCCUCUUCCUUUCCUUCCUCCGCUUCACCUCCUCCGUUCCUCCUAUCGGAGUCACGUACUCCUCCGUUUCCACCACCACGUCAACCACCGUCCCUCCACCCCCACCACCUAACAAGAUUUCCACCACCAUUUCUGCCCUCAAGUUCACCCACGUCCGGCUACCAGACUCUGACCCUUCUCUCAUAAGGUCCUUCGCGUUUACCAACACUUCCCUUUUCCUCUCCAUCCCGAACACCUUCCUCCCGGCUCUCGCCUCCAACCGCUCCCAUGCUCUCCGCUGGCUCUACCGCCACGUGCUCCCUUUUUACCCUCGUUCCAAAAUCGCACUCAUCUCCGUAGGGAACGCAGUGCUCGACUCCACCGGAGAGGACUUCACGCCUUUCCUUCUCCCGGCGAUCAGAAACCUCCACCUGGCACUGCAAGAGUUGGGCAUUAAUAAAAUCCCGAUCUCCACCACGUUCUCUUUCUUCUCCACAAUCACCACAGCUUUCCCGCCUUCCUCCGCCCAGUUCCAACAACCCGCCGGUGACCUUAUCAUAAAGCCUUUGCUCCAAUUCUUGCAACAAACAAAUUCCUCUUUCUUGAUCAACCUUUAUCCGUACAAUCUUUUUCGCCUCAACAGCGAAAUCCCAAUCGGUUUUGCUUUAUUUCAAGACUACCCUUUUAACUUCCGAGACGAUUUGGUCACGGGGGUAAGGUACUUCAACCUGUUUGACAUGAUGGCGGAUGCUGUGAUAGCCGCCAUGGCGGUGGUGGGGCACGAGAACAUUCCGUUGAUCGUGGCUGAAACCGGGUGGCCGAGUGGUGGAGGUGACGCUGGGGAAGUUGAGGCGAAUGGGGUUUAUGCGGAGAUGUAUUUGAAGGGAUUGGUGGGGCGUUUGAAGUCAGGGGUUGGAACGCCGUUGAGGAAAGAAGGGCUGGCAGAGGUUUAUGUUUAUGAGCUGAUGGAUCACGAUGGAGUAGAUAAGGAAAAAGGAAGAAAAUGGGGCAUUUUGUCGGAGAAUAUGACUAAGAAAUACAAUGUUGAGUUUUCCGGUGGAGCUAAGAAUUUUGGCCUGACGGGGCUUCUCAUGGUGGUGGUGGUGGGGGUUUUUGCGGCUUCCCUGAAUCUGGGUCAGUGGCAUUUGUGUGAAUCUUGACUGUUCCUUGGAGAUUUAGGGAGUGGCAGUUGAAGAUUCUUGAAGAUUUUGACUGGUUUUUGUCUGUUUGUUAUGUUAGAGAGAUGAUAGUGGCAUUCUCUGUAUUUCUGAGAUAAUUUUAGCUUGGAAUUUAGCUUAAUUAGGGGUUGGUUUCUUUAAAUGAAGGCAAAACACUAAUGUACAUUGUCGCAGAGUUUUACAGAGCUAAAUCUUUUAGCAAUUUAGUGGAUAUGUCUAGUUAGGAAUUUCUAUCAUGAACCUGAUGAUGAUGUACUUGAAUGUAAAGUUCUGAUCAA
Theobroma cacao (cacao) is the source of this 1503-nucleotide messenger RNA. RefSeq names its product Glycosyl hydrolase superfamily protein. The record is from RefSeq and is a predicted model, not a curated record. Gene Ontology annotation, molecular function: hydrolase activity, hydrolyzing O-glycosyl compounds. Gene Ontology annotation, biological process: carbohydrate metabolic process. NCBI's taxonomy places the organism in Eukaryota, Viridiplantae, Streptophyta, Magnoliopsida, Malvales, Malvaceae.